AUGUUCCACGUCGCGUCCCGCCGUGCCCCGGAGCCCCUCAACCUCUCCUCGGCCCACCACGCGUACCCCGUCGAGCAGAAGCUGAACAUCCCCCGCCUCCUCGCUCGCCCCGCCUUCUCCGAGCCCUCCCGUGACGCCCUCGCCCGUCUCGACAAGGGUCUCGCCGGCGUACCACUCGACUACGUCAAGAAAAUACUCGCCAGCAAAGCAAGCGACAUGAUCCUCGCGCGCCCCCGACGCGCUCGCCUUCCCGACCCUCAUCUUCGCCAUCCUCUCCUCCCGCGCGUCCUCCGCGUCCACGCCCACCGCCGCCUCCUUCGCGACCGCGCCUCCCUCCCCGCCUCCGCCACCGUCCCGCUCUACCCCGCCUCCGCGCUCGUCAUGGCCGCCCACUGCGCCCUCCUCCCACCCCUCCCCCGCUCGCACCCGCAUGCCCCGCGCCGCGCCGGGCUCACGCUCCCCAUCGUGCCGCUCACCGUCCCGAGCCCGGAGACGUUCGCGCUCCUGCACGCGUACCUGCACACCCUCCGCCCGGACACCCUCCUCGCCGCGCUCCUGCCCGCGCUCGCCGGCGCGCUCCCGACCCUCGCCGCGAGCGGGCCCUCGAGCGCCGCGGGCGAGCGCGCGUACGUCGGCCAGUUCACGUCCGACCGGCUCGUCCGCCUCGCGCACUCGCUCGCCGGCGCCGCGUUCCAGCGCGGGGGCUCGAGCCAGGCCGCGAUGGCGAGCCUCAUGGCGCACAUCAAGGUCGUCAACGGGCUCUGGCAGAACGUGUGCGCGCUCGGCGUGUUCGACGAUGAGCUCUGGGGCGUGAUGGACCUCGCGUGGGAGGUCGUGCUCGCGGCGAUGACCAAGGUCAUGGAGAACAAGGCGUGA
Epithele typhae is the source of this 876-nucleotide messenger RNA. RefSeq lists its product as uncharacterized. Bases 1 to 876 code for a protein of 291 amino acids. The record is from RefSeq and is a predicted model, not a curated record. Lineage: Eukaryota; Fungi; Basidiomycota; Agaricomycetes; Polyporales; Epitheliaceae. The transcript has 3 exons.